GGCGUGUCCCCGCCGCCGCGCCGUACCGCCGCGGAGGCCGAGUCUUUGUUGGUCGGCGCGCUGGCCGGACUUUCAAACUCCCGGCUGGGGAGCGAGUGUUUGGGAAGCCUUGGGAACAAGGAGGGGAGAGUCCCUGAAUCACGAAACAAAGCAUCUUUCCUGCACAUAUAAACAAGGAGUUGGACACCUUAAGGAACCGGGCUGGCGAUGCAGUGGCUGGACGAGGAGCUCUCUCCUGGGAGCCAGCCCCUGGCCGGGAAGACCUUCUACCUGGACGGCCUGAAGAGCAAGCACGCCGCCCUGCUGGUGGAGGCCAUCGGACGACUGGGAGGGAAAGUCGAGAGCUUCCUCAGUAAGGAUGUCAGUUUCGUGCUGUCGGGCAGCAGGGAGGCGCGAGGGGACUGUGGCUCCCAGCCUGCAGCGGGAACGGCAGCGGCCUGCUCCAAGAACCCCGCACGCAGGAGAGAGGGGCGGGCGCGGGGCAGCCAGCGCUCUGUGGACAGCGUGGUCUGUGGCAGCCGAGGAAAGGUGUUACUGGGGAAGGUGAUCCGGAACAGUGAGGAGCACAGCGAGGGCAGCAGUGUGCUGGCCCAAGCCCGCUCAUGGGACAUCAAGAUUCUGCACGUCGACGACUUUUUGGCCUACGUUGAGCAGGGCCGUGCGGGGAGCUUUCAGUUCAGGAAGGGGAAGCCGGAGAAGACUGUGGCGCCAGGCCCUGCCGGCCGUGUCAUCAAAGCUGGAAGGCUCAAGCAGCCCUUUGUGAAAGUCGAGGACUCCAGCAGGUGCUACAGGCCUUUGUACCAGCAUUUCGUCAGCUUUCCUGAGCUGGACUUCACCCGACCUGACCGGUUCAGCCCCUUUGUUUCCCCACUGCCACCUGGGAAGGAGGAGGACUGUGAGCAGAACAGAGUCAAGAAUGAGAGCCGGGCCCUGACCAGCAGUGAGGGCCAGCGGAGGCCGGGCCCUGCGGUGGCCCCUGCAGUGGGGGCCCGCCAGCCGCAGCGGGGGUUCUGCGAGUGCUGCCAGCAGACCUUCCCGGGGCUGAGUGAGCACCUCCAGUCUGAGCAGCACAGGCUGUUUGCCCAGGACUCCUCUCACUACAGCGUGGUGGACAGGCUCAUCUCGCAGAUGCUUCCAGAGUUUGUGGAGAGUCAAGUCCAUCACAGUCAGCUGAUGAGGGUGGCUUCCCCCCCGGCAGGCUGCCUGGAGCCGCCCUGCGAGCUGACGCAGGGCAGCAGCGAGGCGGAGCGGCACCUGGAGGCCCUGCUGUCCCUGCCCGGUGCGCACUGGCCCGAGGACGGGCCCGGGGGGAGCCUGCUGCCAGCCUGCGGCGCUGGAGCCACUUCCCCGGCACCCGAGGCCGGCAGGGCCACUCCCACCGGCCCGCGCCUGCAGGCCGUGCAGCCCCGAGAGGCAGAGGCGCCGGAGGAAGACGAGCCGCAGCAGGGGGGAGCGAGAGAUUCCAGGCUCGGCGCAGAGCCGGAGCACUCGGACCCAGGAAAGCCAACCCUCUCUGUCAUCCCUUCUCCCCGAAACCUCCGGAAGCGCCAGAGGUCAGCCAGCACAAGCCCCAGGGCUAGGAAGAUCCGGAGAACCUCCCCGAUCCACGGAUCUGACCCCACCUUCCACUGCCCGUCCGCCGUUCAUCACGUGGACGACGAAGAGCGAUCCCCUCGUCUGCGCCUCUCGACACCGGCCGGCGAGGUCCUUUCCGGGCUCCAGCAGCAAGACCCUGCCUCAGCUAGUGGGCCGCAGGAUAUGGCGGCUUCUGCGGUGGAAAAGCGUGAACCAGCCAGGGCACCAGCUCAUGAAGACGGCAGCCCAUCGGGUGCCGUCCUAAAUGAGAAAAGCCAUGCCAGCUGUCGGGCUCCACUCUGUGAGUGUCAUGUUUGGUUCAGUCAGUCCCACAGUCCCUCGACGGAAAAGGGACAGAAUCCGGCUGUCCCACAGACGCUCCUGGGAUACGCGGGACAGGGUAUUUCUGCGUGUUUCGGGGCUGUUCACCCUAGGCUCCUUGAAGAACAGUGUCCUUCACCAUUUCUGCCCACUCGCUACCAGCCAGGCUCUCAGGACCUCGGCCCAGUGCCGAAGGAAAGGGAGGUCCUGACUGUGAGCCGGCAGCAGUGCGCCUCUCUUGGUUUCAGUGCCCUUGCCCUCCCCCCGUGCCCUGCAGACCCUCCCUCGUCCUGUCUCUCGAGGGCAGAGCAGGUGCUGGGCUCCUGCGUUCCCCACCUGCAGUCCUUCUCCUCCGAGUCAGACUGGGACUGCGGCCUGCUCUCCCAGCUGGGGGCCCCUCCAGCGGCGAGGGAACAGGGGGCGCUAGACCUGGAGGUGCUGCGGCUGACGUGCGCCGGGGUGCAGGACAGCGGGUACGAGGCGCGGCUGUGCUCUGUGCUGCUGUCCGCCGAGCUGGAGUGGGCUGCGGGCGCCGGCAGUGCCGCGGCGCGCUGUGGCAGCCAGACCGACCCGCUGGGCUGCAGAGCGCUGGAGGCCGGGCCUGUGUGACCUGCUGGCCCGGCGUCGCAGCGGGAGGGGUGAUCCAGGAGCUUGCUCUCGCCCGUUGGCCAGCUCUGUCAGUCCUCAGGGCCUCUGAGGGGUGUUUCAUCUCCUAGAAGCUCAUUCGCUCAAGGCUGCAGGGGUGGGAAUACAAAUCAGAAUUCUCACUGAUGCAGCCAACCAGCUUCUGUUGACAUCAUAAUGCCAAAUACUGAACUGUUAACAACUUAUUUAGAUAAUUGAGAUUUAUGGUAUUUUUUCAGAAUUUCAUAUUGUUCUAGACUCUUUCUUAUUCACCACUUGUAAAUGCAAGAUUCUUGCUCUUGUCUCAGGGAGAGGAAGUCUUUAUUUAUCCUGUUGCCCAGCAGGAAGGGUGCUCUCUUGAGUCCUGCUGUGGGUUUUCGGUCACAUAAGCUCCCUCUGCCUAGCAGGUAGGUGUGGGCGUGCUGGUUGCAAAACCAGAAUUAAAUUCCUCAAGAUCUUGACUCUGCUGCUCUUGCCCCAGACACCUGUGUUUAGGAGGGAUGAAACCUUGAUGUGAAGGGUGGCUACACAGUUCCCCAGGCAGUACCUUCUGCAGAAAGCUGGAGAAAUGGUUUCACUCCUAAACAGUUUCAGACUAGCAUUAGUGUGCUGCCUUUGUAUUCUCUUGAUAUUGGCUGAAUUGCCAGCUGAGGAAGUCCUCAGUUUUGCACUGGAUUAGUAUUGGCCGCACCAGGGAACAGCGGUGUGGUGAUGUGUGUUGGUGUAUACACAUCGUUGGAACAGCUCUAGCUUUUUUUUAUGUACUGAAGACUUUUAAAACUAAAGUGUUUUGUAUUUCAGGUAAUUUAAUUGUAUUUUGUGGUUU
Lepisosteus oculatus (spotted gar) is the source of this 3346-nucleotide messenger RNA. RefSeq names its product protein DBF4 homolog A. Gene Ontology annotation, cellular component: Dbf4-dependent protein kinase complex. Gene Ontology annotation, molecular function: protein serine/threonine kinase activator activity; zinc ion binding; nucleic acid binding. Lineage: Eukaryota; Metazoa; Chordata; Actinopteri; Semionotiformes; Lepisosteidae. Gene Ontology annotation, biological process: positive regulation of nuclear cell cycle DNA replication; regulation of cell cycle phase transition. The record is from RefSeq and is a predicted model, not a curated record.